AUGUCGCCGAGCUUAGCGAAGCGGUCGUUACGAAACAGUAUCAGCUACCCCUCGGAUUGUACGGCCCUCCCAUUCCCAGCCGGGAUGAUAUGGCAGCUGGAUACCCUGCGAACAUCUUGGGAUGGGUUCAUCGCUACGCUAUUGGAAGAAUGGAGGGCACUCAACGUUGUCUCUGCGCUUCUGUCGGCUGCUGUGCUUGCCUUGCUGGCUCUAGACGGAGCUCUCAAUGAACCUGUCACGCGUACUGCUGGUAUAUUAUCAUUGGUAUGCGCCCUUUGGAGCAUCGUAUAUUCGUCCGUGUAUAUCAUACGCUUUGCGCAAAUGUCGAAGAGGCUUCGGCGAGCUGCUGGUUGGGCGGAGGCGGCUCGAAAUAGCAAAAUCAACUCGCUGUGGAACGUCUGGGUACUGUUGGCUAUGCCGAUCGUCUGGCUAAUGUGGUCACUCAUCUCCUUCAUGGUUGCCAUCCUAUCCUUCGUCUGGAUCGCGAAUGCCGGGUCAGGUGCUCAAUCCGCGAGAGUCGCACUGGGGACACGUAUCGCUAUAACUUGUGUUGUCGGUCUCGGCGGCAUUUGUUUCCUGGCGACACUCAAUACUCUUCGCCAUUACGGCGCGGAGAUGGACCAAAAGUGGAAAGACAAAAGCCUUAGGCCACCAGCUCCACAUCCUACUCUCGACAUGCGACAUUUCCGACCGCCCACGCCGUUGCAACCACUUGCGCCGUUAGAGCCACCUGUCAUACCUCGGUCGCCCCAACCUUCGGCCACUCGUCACGUCCCCACACCUCGCAUUCCUCCCGAUGUAUUCCUCCCAUCACCUCUUGUCUCGUCUUCGCCCGCAUACUCACCAGCAAAACCUGUGAUGGACUCCUUUGAAGCGUUUCGCGUGAUUGCGUUGGACGAUAUCGAUGCGAGCAACAAGGCGGGAAUACCAGCUGAGCUCCUUAAUCGUGGUAUGCGCUCCACGAUGGCUUGGGAGAGGUUCAUCGAGGACGUACGCAAAGCUUGGCUUACCGGAUUCUGCUGGGACGCAUAUCCGCCCGCGAAGACCAACGGCGUCCCGUCCGUGUGGAAGAUCCAUCGAGAGGCGGUCUUCCAAGUCUGUUUCGCAUGGACUGCAGGUCCGUUCCGGCACUAUAACGUACAGCCCGUGCUAUGCGAGGAACGUCCAGACGCGGGUCUGGACACCCUGUCGAUCUACUUGACCGACACCGCCGUGGACAAGAGUCUUGAUCUCAGUCGCUCGUUUCACGGGCUUCGAGACGGUGUACGCAUGCUUCGGGUACACCUCUACUACCUGUCCUUGAAAGGCGCACCGAACCUCGGCACGAUUACUCGCGGGGAGGAUGGCAACAUUGUGUACAGCUAUGAGCGGGAUCCCACCAUAGAUUUUUACAGGAGGGCGGAGGGCAGUGAGAACGUGUUGGACCGCGGCAGUACUAGUCUAGUACGCUUUUUCGAAUGGCCGAGCGAGAUGGAAAGCGACCCCGAUCGCCGGACUUCCUGUUCAGAUCCCGACGCACUAGCAUCACCACUAUUAUCGACUACGACUGCACGUACGACGAAGCGUGAACAUACGACACCCCGUCAGGAAACGGACACAAACUUGGCAUCGACAUUCAUAGGCGCUAGGCAUCCUGAUAGGUCGAGCGACUCGAUGGCAGCGGUCGUGGAACGACCAGCCCCAGCCGACCUACCCGGAGGCGCGGUUCCGUGGGCAGUAGCUUUGAAGGCCUCCUAUGCACCUCCUGGCCCCAUGCAUGGACCGAUCCCAUAUAGGAUCGAGAAAGCAGACGAGUCUGCAGGUAUUCGGGUAGACUCCGGCUCGCGUUCCACAGAGCAAGACGGCUUUGGUCUUUCAAGGGCAGAGAAUGACACCGCAGAUGGGGGAGGUAGUCCAGGGCAACCAGACGCACGAUUGCCAACCCACGACACGCGCCGACGGAUCAACGACAAGUCAAGCGCUACAGCUACGGCUAAUCACCCACGUACGACUCAAUAG
This is a messenger RNA of Peniophora sp. CBMAI 1063, 1998 nucleotides long. NCBI's taxonomy places the organism in Eukaryota, Fungi, Basidiomycota, Agaricomycetes, Russulales, Peniophoraceae. The record is from the annotation of a GenBank genome assembly.